Enhydra lutris kenyoni (northern sea otter) is the source of this 1366-nucleotide messenger RNA. Its product is annotated as Wnt family member 11. Gene Ontology annotation, biological process: canonical Wnt signaling pathway; multicellular organism development; cell fate commitment. Bases 288 to 1352 code for a protein of 354 amino acids. The record is from RefSeq and is a predicted model, not a curated record. Gene Ontology annotation, molecular function: frizzled binding; cytokine activity. NCBI's taxonomy places the organism in Eukaryota, Metazoa, Chordata, Mammalia, Carnivora, Mustelidae. Gene Ontology annotation, cellular component: extracellular region. The transcript is spliced from 6 exons.
CGGAACCCGAGCCGGCCGCCGUUCGCGGGGAUCCCGGGCAUCCUUCUGCAGCUGCCGCGUGAAGAGGGCGCCGUAGCCGCCUGCCCAGCCCGGAGAGCGUUCGGGGCCGCUGGGGGCCGCGCUAGCCGCUCCCCGGCCGGCCCGGGCAGCGGGGCACUCAGGGCGCGCCUGCCGAGCGCCCCAGGAGGCGGCGUGCGCGCAGGACGUGCGGCGGUGGCAGUGCGCGCUGCGGGACUUCGGUGCAGCUCCUCAAGGGUGCGACCCCCGAGCGCGCCUGCCGCGCCACCAUGAGGGCGCGGCCGCGGGUCUGCGAGGCGCUUCUCUUCGCCCUGGCGCUCCAGACCGGCGUAUGCUACGGCAUCAAGUGGCUGGCGCUGUCCAAGACCCCGGCGGCCCUGGCGUUGAACCAGACGCAGCACUGCAAGCAGCUGGAGGGGCUGGUGUCUGCUCAGGUGCAGCUCUGCCGCAGCAACCUGGAGCUCAUGCACACCGUCGUGCAUGCCGCCCGUGAGGUCAUGAAGGCCUGCCGCAGGGCGUUCGCCGACAUGCGCUGGAACUGCUCCUCCAUUGAGCUUGCCCCCAACUACCUGCUUGACCUGGAGAGAGGGACCCGGGAGUCAGCCUUCGUGUAUGCGCUGUCGGCGGCCGCCAUCAGCCACGCCAUCGCCCGGGCCUGCACCUCCGGCGACCUGCCCGGCUGCUCCUGCGGCCCUGUCCCAGGUGAGCCACCCGGGCCCGGGAACCGCUGGGGAGGAUGUGCGGACAACCUCAGCUACGGGCUCCUCAUGGGGGCCAAGUUUUCCGAUGCUCCUAUGAAGGUGAAAAAAACAGGAUCCCAAGCCAAUAAACUGAUGCGUCUACACAACAGUGAAGUGGGGAGACAGGCUCUGCGCGCCUCUCUGGAAAUGAAGUGUAAGUGCCACGGGGUGUCUGGCUCCUGCUCCAUCCGCACCUGCUGGAAGGGGCUGCAGGAGCUCCGGGAUGUGGCCGCUGACCUCAAGACCCGCUACCUGUCGGCCACCAAGGUCGUGCACCGACCCAUGGGCACCCGCAAGCACCUGGUGCCCAAGGACCUGGAUAUCAGGCCUGUGAAGGACUCGGAGCUUGUCUAUCUACAGAGCUCACCCGACUUCUGCAUGAAGAACGAGAAGGUGGGCUCCCAUGGGACGCAAGACAGGCAGUGCAACAAGACAUCACACGGCAGUGACAGCUGUGACCUCAUGUGCUGUGGCCGCGGCUACAACCCUUACACGGACCGCGUGGUCGAGCGCUGCCACUGCAAGUACCACUGGUGCUGCUACGUCACAUGCCGCCGCUGCGAGCGCACGGUGGAGCGCUACGUCUGCAAGUGAAGCCCCGCCCGCGC